AUGCUCCUAUAUUGGCUUCCCAAUUUCAUACCUCAACAGCAUUAUGCAGAGUUGUCUCCGGAAAAUACAGAAUCACAAAAAAAGAGGGACAAACCCCUUACUUACGAAAUGGCUAAUCCACCACAUUAUAUUGCUCACAGAAAAACUUGGAAUUCAUGGAAUACCUCUAACUUAAAAGAUGGAAUCCGUAGAUCAGAAACAGCACUGGAAGAUGAAUUCAUAAGAAGAUUUAUGAAUGGAACCUGGCAUGGACUUGUUUGUAGUGAAAUAAUCAUAAAACGGCAAUUUAAUCAUAUUCGUGUAGCUGCCAUCAUCCGAAGAGCUGUCUCACCAACUAAGAUGUAUUUCUUACUAGGCUAUUCAGAAGAGCUCAUGGCAAACUGGUUACAAUGCCCUGUUACCCUAGAACUCCAGACAGUUGACAGUUUUAAGGAUGUUGUAUUUAAAUAUAUAUAA
Molecule: messenger RNA, 456 nt
Organism: Pieris macdunnoughi
Lineage: Eukaryota; Metazoa; Arthropoda; Insecta; Lepidoptera; Pieridae
Source: the annotation of a GenBank genome assembly